GGGGGUGCCGCUGAGCGCCUGCGCAGUAGCUGUCCGUGUCGGCAGCUGCAGCGGGUCGCACGGCUCUGGCCCGUCUCGGGGGGCGGGCGGGGGAGGCGAAGCGCGCGAGCAGGGCGCGGGGCACGAUGUCCGACGCGGGCGGCGGAAAGAAGCCGCCUGUGGAGCCGCAGGCUGGGCCAGGCCCGGGGCCGGGGCGUGCACCUGGGGAAAGGGGCCUGCCGGGCUCCUUCCCACUGGUGUUGAAGAAACUGAUGGAGAACCCCCCGCGCGAGGCGCGCCUCGAUAAGGAAAAGGGGAAGGAAAAGCUGGAGGAGGAUGAGGCAGCAGCUGCCAGCACCAUGGCUGUCUCAGCCUCCCUCAUGCCACCCAUCUGGGACAAGACCAUCCCAUACGACGGCGAGUCUUUCCACCUGGAGUACAUGGACCUGGACGAGUUCCUGCUAGAGAAUGGCAUCCCUGCCAGCCCCACCCACCUGGCCCAGAACCUGCUGCUUCCUGUGGCUGAGCUGGAAGGAAAGGAGUCUGCCAGCUCUUCCACAGCGUCCCCACCAUCCUCCUCCACUGCCAUCUUUCAGCCCUCUGAAACUGUGUCCAGCACAGAAUCUUCCCUGGAAAAGGAGAGGGAGACUCCCAGUCCCAUUGACCCCAACUGUGUGGAGGUGGAUGUGAACUUCAAUCCUGACCCUGCUGACCUGGUUCUCUCCAGCGUACCAGGUGGGGAGCUCUUCAACCCUCGGAAGCACAAGUUUGCAGAGGAGGACCUGAAGCCCCAGCCCAUGAUCAAAAAGGCCAAGAAGGUCUUUGUCCCCGAUGAGCAGAAGGAUGAAAAGUACUGGACAAGACGCAAAAAGAACAAUGUGGCUGCUAAACGGUCGCGAGACGCCCGGCGCCUGAAAGAAAAUCAGAUCACCAUCCGGGCAGCCUUCCUGGAGAAGGAGAACACAGCCCUGCGGACGGAGGUGGCCGAGCUACGCAAGGAGGUGGGCAAGUGCAAGACCAUUGUGUCCAAGUACGAGACCAAGUAUGGGCCCUUGUAACCUGUGCCCACCGCCCGGGCGGGGCACUGCUUGCACCUCAGACCUCUGCCUGGGGGCUCCCUGAAACCCCUCACACACGUGGAGACUUAUGACUCGUCAUGGGCGCGUGGUGGCACACCUGUCGCAGGAGCGUUCACGUCUCAGCUUCAUUAUAACACAGGCGGCGCACGUGGCGACUUCCCCAGGGGGCCAGCCUCCUCACUGGUGGGGAGUGUGAGAGAAUCUACGUAGACGGGGGAAUCGGCCUUAGUUUCUGUUCUUGGAUGUCCCGGUUGAAUCAGAAGGGGACCUCUGGAGUACAAAUCCUCCUUUCACAGGGCACUCAGGCUUCUCUUGACUCUCCCUCAGUCUCCAGCCUGGGCUGCCAAGGGCUGUCUCUGCAGAAGGAGUCGUAAUUGUUGUCACCCUUAUGUCUUCUCAGGUAGCAGGGUGCAUUUCCACUUGGGGUGUGUCUGUCACGCACCUCAUCCUCCCCAGAAGUCUUUGAGAGAAACAUCAGUUCCCAUCCUUCUUGGAGUUAGAGGACAAACCAGCUCCUCCUUUAGUGUCUGCAUGGGUGGCAGGCCACAGGAGCAGGAUCUUUGCACGGCCUGGCCUGGGGUUCGAGUCUGGAGCCUGCAGCAGGAGUUUGCCCAACCAUUCUUAGCCCCCGAACCACUAUUCCCCUGCGGCUCUGAGGUCUGGAAGCCAGGGAGGAGGCCCUGGUGAUUGCCCUCUCUGUGUUUCAUGCCCAUGGAAGACAGACUCCCGGGGCAGCUGGUCUCUGAGCCCUGGCUGCCAGCGCAGAGGGAGAACGUUUCACCUCCUCUCCAGGCCACCCGUGGAGGCCACCUGAGUCUCUUGUUUGUCCCACUAGACUGGGCCUCCAGGCCUGCUGUUUCUUUCCACCCAAUAACUAAUCUCAGAUCGUAGAUUUACAAGGAAAACCCCUCUUAUCUAGGAAGCUUUAAUGUCCUGGACCCAGGAUGCAGCUUCCUUGUGGUGUUCAGAAAACUGGCCUCCGCAGCCUCCUUACACUGUGGGCACGAGAGCUGGGGCACGUUUCUUGAAAAACUCCUGUUUUUUCUUGCUCUGCUCACCAAUGUGGCCCAGGCCAGAGUCCCCUCUCCCUGGGGCAGAGAGGGCUUCCUAGUUCUUGCUUCAGGAUCCCUCCCGUGUGAGCUGCCCAGAGACUUGGCAGGGCAGGGCACCUAGUCCGGUUGCUGAGGUCGUGGUGCACCCCUUGGGAAUAGCAGGCUGUUGGGACAUUUACACAGGCCUAGAGUCCCCUCAGUCUGGGUCCCAGGAGAUGGGGGCCACCUGCACAAGCCUGGCCAUGGCAUGGAGGGAUUCUCACAGCUGCAGCUUCCUCUGCCUCACAACUGCUCCUUUCUCUUGUGUCUGGCUGGACUCGUCCUUUUGCUUUGCCCAGAAAGUUGACUGAGGAAAUUCGUGGAAGCCUCUGCUCAUUUGGGUUAGUUGGGCACCCUUGAGAUGGGUGUGUUUAUUUGCUCAGGGCGGGCAGCGUAUGGUGAAGAGGAGACAGAAGUGACAGGUGUACUUUGUCAUAGGUAACACUAGCUUUAUUUAAAGUGAUGGCUCAGAGUCCCAGGCCAGAACUCUAAAGACUUUUCAUAACAGAUGUUAAGACCAGGCUGUGGGCUGCACCCCAGAGGAAUGCCACGGCCCUCCGGGGACCUGUACACCCACCUCUCCUGGGGACUUCACAAGGGUCCCUGAGGCCAAGGGAGGUCACCCCUCUCUCCAGGCCCUGACUUUUACUUUGCGGUUCUAUAAAAACCAUGUACACACUUUUCACUCUAUUAUAACCACACAGGGCAGGUGCAUCCAGCAUGUCAGUGUCCUGCCCUGGGCAGCUCGCCCUCCUGGGCACACUCUCUCUGGUCUGGCUAUUCACCAAGAGGGCAGUUCUCAUUUUGUUAUUGGUAGAAGAGCCUUGAGCUUAAAAGCUCUUCAUUUUCUUUGGCCAGAAGUAUAUGGUUUGUGUUUUCUCACUUUUAUUUUUUUAAAGGAUGGACACCUAAUCUCUGGAUGGUGUCCAUGUGUCCAUCUUCCAACCCCAGUAGGUAGGAUGGUGGCUUGAUGUCUCUCCUUUCUGUCCCACCUUCUGCCUGUUUGGUGCCCUCCCCUUCUCCCCCACCCCAGGCAGUAGGUGGCGGGUUCCUUCCCAAAGUGCUUACUUGGAAAGAGUGUGGCUACUGGACUCUUUCAGAAGAGUCCUUUUGAGUCAGGAGCCUGGCAGGGACAGGGCAGCGUAUGUUCAUAGAGGACAUUUUAGAGAAGAUAAGUGUUCAGGUAAGGUUGUCUCCUCCCCUGGCCUAAGAAUUGAGUCCUUGCAGGAGGAAAGGGUCGGUGCCUGCUCAUUUUCUGUCAGGGAAAUGGGAGUCUCCCUGACUCCCUCCUGGACCUUCUCCAUCCUGGGACUGACAGCCGAAGACUGAGGCUCCUGUGCUCAGAUCUUUGACAUCUAAAAAGCACUGGAGGCUGGAGAAGCUGACUUAACCUUGGCUUUCCAUGGGUUCAUGAUGGGCUUGGAAGUGCCACCCACUUCCUAAGGGUCCUGUCUUCAGCUUCUUCAUGGCAGCCUCACUACAACCUCAGAACAGACAAGUCAUGAAUGAGCUGGAACGUUGCAAGAAUAUACAUAUUAUAAAUGUAUAUAGAGAUAUAUAUUCAUUUAGAUCGAGAGAGAGCUUUCAAGGUCAACGGCAACUCGGUGAAGGACCUGGGUAAUUUACCCUCAGCCGAAGGAAGGGAUUUGCCUGUCUGGCUCCUUAGGUUGGCGCAGGCACUUAGCAGUGAUCCUUGACUUUGGGUACCCGUCACCCUGCUGAGAGGGCUGCCGUGGCCCUGGGCAGGCAGCUCCUACAGUUCUCUGGCCUGAGGCAGGGCAGCAGGUCGGGAGCCCCUUUGUGCUGGGCAGCUCUCCACCCAGGGCCCUGGGAGCUACGCUCCCUGCAACACAAAGGGCCGAGGAGCUUCUGGUUUUCAUGGCAAAGCUCCACCCCAGAGCUCCCUUUAACAUCUGCUAAUUAAGUGCAAUAAAUUUUUCUAGAAAAUGGCAAAGAUGACUUCCAGGUGGAUAUUGCUAUCUUAUGGUGUUGGGGAUGCCAGAACACCACUUGGUUUUAUUUUUCUAAGUGCAUGUGAUGUGAUAAGAGUGUGUGGGGCUCUGUGUCCUCCCCUGGGAGCUGGCAUUCCAGUGGGCCCCUCUCUCCUUUACCUUUGUUGGGGGAAGGAGACAAGAGAAAAAUCCCUUCUUCCCAGCUGGAGAGGGCGGAAGCAGACCGCAGCCCGUAGGCCUUAUGUGCGCGUGUGCGUGCGAGUGUGUCGUGCUGGUGGGCCAGAGCGAUGUGGUGGGGAGGGAAGCUGGGAAUGUAUCCUUUUCAAACAAAAUUAAAUAUUUUGAGAUGAGAA
Messenger RNA from Lemur catta (Ring-tailed lemur), 4454 nucleotides. It is a transcript of the gene TEF, whose product is annotated as TEF transcription factor, PAR bZIP family member. NCBI's taxonomy places the organism in Eukaryota, Metazoa, Chordata, Mammalia, Primates, Lemuridae. The coding region runs from base 126 to 1037 and encodes 303 amino acids. Gene Ontology annotation, cellular component: nucleus. The transcript has 4 exons. Gene Ontology annotation, molecular function: DNA-binding transcription factor activity, RNA polymerase II-specific; RNA polymerase II cis-regulatory region sequence-specific DNA binding. The record is from RefSeq and is a predicted model, not a curated record. Gene Ontology annotation, biological process: regulation of transcription by RNA polymerase II.